Molecule: messenger RNA, 615 nt
Organism: Acanthosepion pharaonis
Lineage: Eukaryota; Metazoa; Mollusca; Cephalopoda; Sepiida; Sepiidae
Source: the annotation of a GenBank genome assembly
AUGUUCCUGUCGUCGACGUCGUUUUCUUCUUCUGCGUCUUCCUUUUUUUUCUUUCCUCUUUCUGCUAACAUUUCUUCCUGCUUCACUUUCUCGUCUACUUUCGUUCUUUCUUUCUUUCUUUCUUUCUUUCUUUCUUUCUUUCUUUCUUUCUUUAAUUUCUUCUUCACCUUCUAUUUCUUUUUCUUCUUUUAUUUCUUCUUCUUCUUCUUUUUUUUUUAUUUUUCUUCUUUGUCUUCUUCUUCUUUCCUUUUUCUACUAAUAUUCCUUUCUGCUUUCCUUUCCUGGCUCUUCUUCUUCUUCUUCUUCUUCUUCUUCUUCUUCCGUCCUAUCUCUUCUAUAUUUCUUUAUACUUCCAUUUCCCGCCUAAUCUCGUAUUUUCUACGGUUCUUUUUUUCUCUUUCUUUUAAUAGCUGUUUUUCCUUCCGUUUCCUGGCUACACUCCUUCUUCUUCUUCUUCUUCUUCUUCUUCUUCUUCUUCUUCUUCUUCUUCUUCUUCUUUCUGCUAAUACUUUUCUGCUUCCCUUUCCAGACUAUUCUCGUUCAUUCUUCUCCUUCCUCUUCCCUUUCUUCUUCUUCUUCUUCUUCUUCUUCUUCUUCUUCUUCUUCUUCACUUAG